ACGGUGGAAGUGUUGUGUGAAAGUAUACGUCGACUUGGUAGGAAGUAUAGAACGCCGAGCCCGAUUCAAUCGGUUGCUCCGUUUUAUUCAACGGCCGAGCGCUACGGAAUUCACAGUAUUCGUUUCGUGCGCGGCAAGAAAAGUGCGAUCACCGCGAACAUGUGCAUCCGCGCGACACUAUGCGUGGCCCUCGUACUCGCUGCGGCGUGUGUCGUUAAUUGCCAGGAAAUGCAGCCGGCAGCCGUUGAAGUUAGCUUAAAUGUAACGCAGUAUAACGUAACAGCUACGGACGAUAAAAAUUUCUGGGAAUGGUUAUCCAGUUUAAUAUCCGCUGGCGGGUCUAUAAAUGGUACAACUGAACUUCCGAGGCCAGCGACUACUGAACCGUGUUUACCUUGCAAAUGUGGUUUGACGAACACGCAGAAACGUAUUGUAGGCGGUGUCGAGACUCAGAUCAAUCAAUAUCCGUGGAUGGUGUUAAUGAUGUUCAGAGGACGAUUUUAUUGCGGUGGAUCUGUUAUAAGUUCUCGUUACGUGUUGACUGCUGCACAUUGUGUCGACAGGUUCGAUCCAAAUCUGAUGUCAAUUCGGAUAUUGGAGCACGAUCGCAAUUCAACUACAGAGUCAGAGACCCAGGAAUUUAAAGUCGAGAAAGUGAUCAAGCACAGCGGUUAUUCUACGUUCAACUAUAACAACGAUAUCGCGCUCGUCAAAUUGAAAGACGCCAUUCGAUUCGAGGGAAAGAUGAGGCCAGUUUGCCUUCCAGAACAAGGGAAAACUUUCGCUGGAUUGAAUGGAACAGUGACUGGUUGGGGAGCGGUGCAAGAGGCUGGCGCCAUAUCGCAAACUCUACAGGAAGUGACGGUUCCGAUUCUGACGAAUGCAGAAUGUCGCGCGAGUAAAUAUCCGUCGCGAAGGAUCACUGACAACAUGCUGUGCGCCGGUUAUGAAGAGGGAAAGAAGGAUUCGUGUCAGGGAGAUAGUGGCGGCCCCCUGCACAUUAUUAACAACGACACUUAUCAAAUAGUUGGAGUGGUAUCCUGGGGCGAAGGAUGCGCAAGGCCUGGCUACCCCGGUGUUUACAGCAGGGUGAAUCGUUUCCUUUCGUGGAUCAAUCGCAACACCGAGGACGCGUGUUACUGCUAAUGUAAAACGGUGAAUAACGCUUCGAUUAUUUUUAAAUUCAUCGAGUCUUGGCUGACUGAAAACUCGAUACUGUAAAAUGUACCUCUAUCUCUCUGUUUUUUUUUUUUUUUUUUUCUUAAAGACUAGAAUUAUUCGUGGAAUAUUUCCUCCGUGAAUUUAAAGCUUUUGAGAGUAUUAAUAGACGACCAUGUGAAACGAGUACAAGUACCAGCUCGGAAUAUUUAUUCCUGGUAAUCUCUCAUUGCGUAGUAAAUUGAUUUAUCAGCCAUGCGCGAAUAUAUACUAGAUCAAUCCUCUAUAACACCGUGCGACUCAGAAAUAUUUGCAUCCGUAUUUUUUAUAAUAUUAUUACUCAUGUUUAUCGUGUCUUGGAAUUUUGACAGCGGCAACUGUCAAUUUUUCGCGAAGAAAGAAUGAUCUUCUGCGUCAAACAUAAACAAAUGGUUAAAAUUGGCAAACAACGAAAUCUCUGUAUUUUCAAAUAUUUAGGUUUGAAUUUCUAUAUCGUUUAAAUUUACAUUUCCCUAUCGUGUUUCACUGCUAAAUUAAAGCCAAGUGAAUUACGUCGUUUAACGAUGUUAAAGUGAAAAGAAAAGUGAAAACGUGUACGGAAAACGUGAAGAAUGAUAAAGUGUUAUAGAGGGAUCAGACGAGUCUUACCGUGUUCACGAAAAGUUGAAACGAAGAGGUGGCUACGCGUUAUAUCCGUUAUAUCCUACGUUCGUGCAAGUGAGACGAUUAAAAAUUAAGGCACGUAUCGAGCAUCCGACUCGUAACAUCGAACGUACGAGAAAGAAAGUUAGCCGAACUUUCUCUGUUUCAUUGGACUUGGAAUUUUGGUGAAAACUCACGUACUUGCCACCCUGAGCGCUGAGCUUCAUUUGUCGUGUCACACACAUGACAAAAGUUGUCAAACGCCUCGCGUGCCGUCUUUGCAUCACUAUUUCGCGAGUUACACGCACAGUGAAACGUCGAUUGUUUUUUCAUCUAAUAAAAUACCGAUCGUUCGUUAUUAAAUGAAACGAAAUUAACCUCGAUAUUUAUAGAUAUUUAUAUAGAUAUUUAUAUAAUAGAAUGCUCGACAAUA
Molecule: messenger RNA, 2233 nt
Organism: Frieseomelitta varia
Lineage: Eukaryota; Metazoa; Arthropoda; Insecta; Hymenoptera; Apidae
Product: trypsin-1-like
Exons: 7
Coding region: 160-1146 (328 amino acids)
Biological process (GO): proteolysis
Molecular function (GO): serine-type endopeptidase activity
Source: RefSeq, a predicted model, not a curated record